Molecule: messenger RNA, 801 nt
Organism: Malassezia japonica
Lineage: Eukaryota; Fungi; Basidiomycota; Malasseziomycetes; Malasseziales; Malasseziaceae
Exons: 4
Coding region: 1-801 (266 amino acids)
Source: RefSeq, a predicted model, not a curated record
AUGCGCGACACCCGUACGCACAAGCACGACUUGGACGCCGAUGUGAAGCCUUCGGCGAACCCUUCGAUGCGCUUUAGCACCACGGUGCCGACGCACUCGAUGGGCUCGAUGGAGGCUGCCGCGCGUCAGUACGGCAUGUCGGGUCACCGCAAGCAUGACGGCGAGAGCUCGUCGCCGCCCCGCCUCGCUGUUCCCCCGUCGGGCUCUCCGGCGUCGUCGGUGGAUGCGGAUGGCGACUACAAGGACGUGCACGGAUCGUACCAAUCGAACCAGCUCCUGCACAAGUGCGAGAGCUGCUCGAAGGUAUACCGCCAUCCCAGCUGCCUAGUGAAGCACCGCUGGGAGCACACCAUGUACUGGAAGGAGGCGUCCAAGUUCCUGAUGAGCAAGCAUCAGCAGGUCCAGCUUCUGGAAGCGGCCGCGAUCCUUGUUGGCAUGGACUCGAAUGCUCGUUCGCUGCCGGAAGAAAAGGCGCUGUGGCCGGUCAACUUCAACAAGCUUAUGGCGAGCAAGGCGCGCAACAACUCGCCUCUCCCUAAUGACCCCCAACACCCCGUGCCGUUCGGCACGUCUGCCCCGACCCACCCUGCACAGAUGAUGGGGGACCAUGUUGGUGGACCCCAUCGUACCACACAAAAGUCGUCGGGGCGCGAACCCUCGGAUGAAGAUAUGGAAGAUGAAGAUAUGGGCGCUGGAGACGACUCGUCGGAGCUUGAUCUUACCACUCGCGAGGACGCCUACGGCCUCAACUCGGGCGGUGAUGUCAUGGCCGACAUGCAGGACAUGGAAGCAGACGAGUAG